This is a messenger RNA of Trichomycterus rosablanca, 2376 nucleotides long. It is a transcript of the gene col9a1b, whose product is annotated as collagen, type IX, alpha 1b. The transcript has 31 exons. Lineage: Eukaryota; Metazoa; Chordata; Actinopteri; Siluriformes; Trichomycteridae. Gene Ontology annotation, biological process: extracellular matrix organization. The record is from RefSeq and is a predicted model, not a curated record. Gene Ontology annotation, molecular function: extracellular matrix structural constituent conferring tensile strength. Bases 1 to 2028 code for a protein of 675 amino acids.
AUGAAUCCCGGUGCGCUUUUAUCGGUGCUGCUUUUGGGGAUCGUGCUCAUCGCUUCAGCUCAGAGAGCUGUGGGUCCAGCCGGCUCGCCAGGCCCUGCCGGUGUUCCAGGAGUCGAUGGGAUCGCGGGUGAAAGAGGCGAGGACGGAGACGACGGUUCAGCUGGAGUUGACGGUGAUCCUGGGAAACCGGGGUCGUCGGGUCUUCCGGGGCUGCCCGGAGCUGACGGUUUGACCGGCCCCAGGGGAGACGCUGGGCCUGACGGACCUCCCGGACAAAAGGGGGAGCCUGGGAAACCUGGACCUCGUGGAGAAGCUGGUGUCGGACCUGAUGGAGCUCAGGGACCACCCGGACCUGGUGGACUUCCCGGAGAGCUUGGGAAAAACGGCCCCCCUGGGGCUUUGGGUGUCAGAGGACCACAAGGACCCCGUGGGUCACCAGGACCUCGCGGUGCAGCAGGAGCUCAGGGUGGAACCAUGGGGCUGUGCCCGAACGCAUGCCAACAUGGUGCGCCCGGGUACCCUGGACUACCCGGCAUGAAGGGCCACAAAGCUGCGAAGGGGGAGGUCGGAGAACCUGGUAAACAGGGCCACAAGGGAGAGGAAGGAGACCAGGGUUCUCCCGGAGAGGUCGGAUCCCAAGGCCCGACCGGUCCACAGGGAACUCGAGGGGCGACAGGAAUGAUGGGCGCCAAAGGAGGAAUGGGAGCUCGGGGGAACGAUGGACAACCAGGUCCUCAGGGUGUCUCAGGAGCAAGUGGUGAUCAAGGCCAGAGGGGGGUAAUGGGAGAGCGUGGACCUCAAGGGGAACAAGGAUCCCAGGGGGCAAGAGGGAUUACUGGUCUUCCAGGUCCGAAGGGUGACGGCGGUUUGCCCGGUGUAGACGGACGUGAAGGAAUCCCAGGACUGCCCGGAGCCAAGGGCAACUCCGGGAAAUCUGGAGCACCGGGUGAGGUCGGACUGCAGGGACUCCCGGGUUUUCCUGGAGUACAAGGAUCAAAGGGAGCUUCAGGUGAAAAGGGCCCCGUCGGACAGCCUGGCCUGCUUGGAACUAUGGGAUCGGCUGGAAAAGGGGGAGAACGUGGAGAACCAGGAGAGGUCGGGCCUCUUGGGCCUGUUGGUGGACCGGGAGACCGAGGUGAGCCUGGACCGGCUGGACCAAUGGGGAAACCAGGAGCCAGAGGCCCUAAAGGUGACUUGGGUCUGCCUGGAUUCCCUGGAUCCCCGGGUGUACCUGGAGAAAAAGGAGGAAGGGGUGAGUCGGGUGAACCAGGACCCAAAGGAGGACAGGGGGAACCAGGUGCUGAGGGAAAUCCUGGAGACAAAGGAGACGUCGGUGAUGCCGGGAAGUCUGGUCCUAAAGGAGAGACCGGUAAUCCGGGAGAACCAGGGAACAAAGGUCCUGAGGGGGCACGUGGGCAGCCUGGAAUCGAAGGACCCACUGGUAGCCCCGGACCCCGUGGUGUCCAAGGUGACAGAGGAUCUCCAGGACCUCGAGGCUCCCAGGGUCCAGCGGGAAAGGAACCAAAUGAUCAGCACAUCAAACAAGUCUGUAUGCGAGUAAUGCAAGAACAACUAGCACAGUUAGCCGCCAGUCUGCGGAGACCCGAGUCCGGAGCUCCCGGGCUUCCCGGCAGGCCCGGACCUCCUGGUUCUCCUGGUCCCUCAGGAGACAGCGGUUUCCCUGGACAGGCCGGUGCCAGAGGACUCCCCGGCCUUAAGGGACCACCUGGACCGAUCGGUCUGAAAGGGCCUAAAGGUGAACUGGGAGACCGAGGAGACAGAGGACAGACAGUGCGAGGUCCUAAAGGGAUGCUAGGACCGCCCGGGUUGCCAGGCGAACCUGGUAAACCCGGCUACGGCCAGGAUGGUCGCGACGGACCGAGCGGUCCACCCGGUGUUCCCGGACAGCCCGGAGUCCCCGGACCCCCUGGCUCCGCCGGCCCUCCCGGCUACUGUGAUCCGUCGGCGUGCAACCUCAGCAUGGGCGUUCAGUCCCAGACGGAUGUCAAGGGGCCGGCCGGGAACUGAAUUUCCUCUGGAAGAAGGGGACUACAGCAGAAAGGACUGAAACGUAGAACACAAGAUCGCUAGAGCUUGGGAUACGUCGGUCGUGGCAAAGUGGAGGGUGCAUACAACGAGCUACAGCGUAAAACCGAACCUCCAAAUGUGGUCUCCAAAAUGUGGAGACUGGGUUAUAAAGAAGAGGAACUAUUUUGUUACCUUGCAAAAAAAGUAUCGUGACAAUUUAUUGAGGUAUCCAGGUGAUAUGGUCACAUCGCCAAGCCCUAAACCCAAAUAAUGUACUAUACUGUGUUUAUAAAUAUGUACAAAGAUUUAAGAAGUCCUGUUAAUACAAUAAAAGGGAGUAAAAAGGGA